Messenger RNA from Elgaria multicarinata webbii, 2374 nucleotides. It is a transcript of the gene THBD, whose product is annotated as thrombomodulin. Bases 1 to 1824 code for a protein of 607 amino acids. The transcript has a single exon. Gene Ontology annotation, molecular function: calcium ion binding; extracellular matrix binding; transmembrane signaling receptor activity. The record is from RefSeq and is a predicted model, not a curated record. Gene Ontology annotation, biological process: cell migration. Gene Ontology annotation, cellular component: membrane; external side of plasma membrane; extracellular matrix. Lineage: Eukaryota; Metazoa; Chordata; Lepidosauria; Squamata; Anguidae.
AUGUCCUCCCGGGCAGGCGGUGCUUCCUCGCCCUGUCCCCGAUACUCCCCCUCGCAUGGAGGCCGUUAUAAACGCGGCGCGGCGCCUGGGAGACGGGAAACGACGCCGGGGACAAGUUAUCCUCGAGGCUUUAAGUCCCCACCGGCCAUGAACGCGUGGCUGCCCAGGCUGCUCUUGCUGGCGCUCGCGGCGGCCAGCCGGGGAGGGGGCCUGGCGGCGCCUCCACCGCCCCCGACGCCCGUCAGCGCGCAGUGCCUGAACGCCGCCUGCUUCGCGCUGUUCUGGGAGGCGCGGAGCUCCGCGGAGGCGGGCGGCGUGUGCCAGGGCGGAGGCGGCCACCUCAUGACGGUGCGCUCCACGGUGGCGGCCGAGGCCACCGAGCUGCUGCUGCGCGGCCGGGCGGGCGCGGCGUGGCUGGGCUUGCGCCUGCCCGAGGGCUCCUGCGCCGAGCCGGCGAAGCAGCUGCGCGGCUUCCGCUGGGUGACGGGCGACGAGAACACGGACUACGAGGCUUGGGCCCGCACGAACGGCACCGGCGUGUGCGGGCCCCUGUGCGCCGUGGUGACCCAAGAGCUGAAGUGGCAGGAGCGCGCCUGUGAUGCGCCCGCCGACGGGUUCUUCUGCGAGUACAGCUAUCCGGGCGGGAUGUGCGUCCCGCUGCGCCUCCCGCCGUCGGCCACGGCCUCCUACCUCACCCCCUUCGGGGCUCGGGAGAGUGACCUCGUGGCCUUUCCUCCAGGCACCACCGCGGAGGUGCCAAGCGUGGCCGUCCGCCUGGCGUGCGGAGCGCGCGGCGGCGGCAGCAGCAGCAAUUCCUCCGUGGCCUGGCGCGCCGCCGGGCCUGGCGCCUGGGACUGCGGGCUGGAGAACGGCGGUUGUGAGGGGCGCUGCGACCCGGACGGCGCAGGGCGAUUCUCCUGCACGUGCGGGGAGGGCGCGACGCUGUUAGAGGAGGAUCAGCGGAGCUGCAGCUCGUCGUGCGCCAGCUUGGGAUGCCAGCAGCAUUGCGAUUCCGGCGUCUGCGUGUGUUCCGAGGGCUACGUGCUAGACGCGGAUGGCAGGAGCUGCAAGGACGUGGAUGACUGCAAGGCCCACCCGAGCCCUUGUGAGCAGGACUGUGUGAACACGCAGGGGAGCUUUGAGUGCCGGUGCUGGAGCGGCUACGCACCAGUAGACGGCAAAUGCCUGGAUGAGAAGGAGGGAUGCUUUUUCUUAACGUGCCAGUAUGAUUGCGCGUUUGUUAAUGGGAAAUAUCAGUGCAUCUGCGAUGAAGGGUUUGUUCCAGACCGUAGAAAGCCUGAAAACUGUGUCAGGUUCUGUAACCAAACCGAAUGCCCUGCAGACUGUGACCCCAGAAUUGAUGAAGAAUGUUACUGUCCGGAUGGCUAUAUUGUGGAUUAUAAAGACGAUGACACAAUUGUUUGUGCAGACGUGGAUGAGUGUGAGAGUGGACACUGUGGUGAUCUGGAGUGUAUAGAUGAGCCAGGCGGUUAUCACUGCAUCUGCCCCGACAAGCUUCCUGUCCAAGAUGAAAAGUUGUGUGUGGCUAUGCCUGAACUGCCGUUUCCUAGUCCUUCCCCACCAAAGACUAGCAGCCCUUCCCCACCAAAGACAAGCAGCCCUUCCCCACCAAAGACUAGCAGCAGCCAUGCGAUGCUGGUUGCAAUCUCUGUUAGUGGCUCGUUAAUGGUUUUAGGGCUAGUAGCUAUUCUGUGCUACUUCACGAAGAAGCACCACAGGGCGCAGACCAGAACGGAUUUCAAAUGCCAACAAUCUGAGGCUGGUGUGGUGCUGCAGCAGGUUAGCCCAGGACAGAAACUGUAGGAGACCCAUUUGGAGGGGUGAAGUGGUGAUGGGGUGGGUGAGGUGGGGAAGGGAUGCAUUAUUUGUUUAUAACCAGGUGGCAAUGCACCCCCAGUUUGUAUCCCUAGAACUGUAUCAUGGGCUCCCAUGGGCUUUUUUGUGAACUGUGGUCCCAGUGUUGCUCCACCUUCUUGGAUAACAGCUAAUAAACGUUACAAUAAAACUUGGUUCAACAUGAUGACACUGUUCAUUUAAUUAACACAGGCCCAAUUGAAUAAUCUUUGGAUUUUUGAUAGUAUAUGAUUCUUCUAAAAACCUGGGGGUGAGUGAGAAAGUUCUUUUUCAUCAGCUGUUUUGAUUGAAAAGAUUUAUUUAUUUAUUUAUUUAUUUAUUUAUGGAAAAUAUAUAAUUGUAAAUUAAUUUUGCCACCCACUAUGGAUAAUAAUAUCCAUGUGUACAAUAUAAAGUUUGCAGUAUAAAAAACUCUUGCAUUUCAAUACCUGAAUGUCUCUUGCAUCCAUGAAUUUAUCUGGCUGAUUUCAUGGAAUCAUCUGCCACUCCACACAUUUUC